Molecule: messenger RNA, 1727 nt
Organism: Punica granatum (pomegranate)
Lineage: Eukaryota; Viridiplantae; Streptophyta; Magnoliopsida; Myrtales; Lythraceae
Source: RefSeq, a predicted model, not a curated record
GAGUCGAGUCGACAGAAAUAACAAAAUUCUCCAUCUCGUCAUCACUAUUCGUCGAGAAGAACAUUCGGACAGAACCCCCGCCCACAAACCCUAAUUUCCUCCCGCUCUCCCUCGCACUGCAAAUCCCCCGGAAUUGAUCAGCACCGGAGCUCCCCCUCCCUCGAUCCACGGCAUUUCCCCUCUGAGCAGCCUCAAUUGCCGCCGAAUUCGCCUCGAACCACCCCCAAUUCCGCGCGCUUAAUUCGGGUCCGCUGUUGCCUCGGCUGCCCGACUGGAAUGGUGUAAUUUGAGCUGUAUCAGCGGAUUGUUGGCGCGAAAGUUGAGUCCUUCCUACGAGAGUGGAUAGUUCAGUGGGAGGGUGAAGAAGGGCUGUGGGGGGAUUCGGAUGCGAUCUUGAAUUGAACGGUUUCUGGUUCCAUGCCUCAGUUAAUUUUUCUCAACCUUGUGAGAAAUUGAGCAAUGGAUCCCGAAGAAAAGAAGUUUGGAAGAGGACCGAGAGAACUGACUGGUGCCGUGGACCUUUUAAGCCACUUCAAGUUGCAGCAACAUUAUGAUUUUUUUUGCAAGAGGUCACUACCCUUGUCAAUUUCGGACACCCACUAUCUUCACCACGUGGUUGGAGACACGGAAAUCAGAAAAGGAGAAGGGAUGCAGCUAGCUGAACUAAUUCAGGAUACGUCUCAAUCUAGAGAUGCUAAUGUGCGCAUACAAACUUUUAACCUUGAUGUUCUUAGAGAUGCCUUUCAAUUAAAGGAAAGUGGUUUCAUUGAGCUACCUCAGUCUGAAAAAGGGGAACCGACUAUCCCCUCAAAAUUGAAAGGUGAAUCCAAAGACAAGGAGAAGAAGCAUAAGAAGCACAGAGAGAGGGAUUCUGAGAAGGAUAGAGAGCAUAAGAAGCACAAGCACCGGCAUAAAGAUCGAAGCAAAGAUAGAGACAAGGACAAGAAGGAUAGAAGUGCACAUCCUGAUUCUGGACUUGAUCAUUCUAAGAAACAUGAAAAGAAGAGAAAGCACGAUGGAGAUGAAAAUGUCAAUGAUAUUCACAGACACAAGAAAAGUAAGCACAAGAGCUCGAAACUUGAUGACAUCGGUGCAAUAAAGGUAGCAGGUUGAUUGGUCGGCGGAAUUUUAGUUCAUGUAAUGUUUUCAGAUGUCAAUAACAUCUUGGAGGGUCGAUGUUAUGCGACAUAAUUGAGAGUAACCACCCAAUUGACUUAGGAUGUGUACGAGGUGAUUUUGUCUUUGUGAGGGACUAGGAUGGCAAGGUAAACAAACUCGCUGAUGAUGAACUUCUUUGUUGUAUAAAGGGUGUGCAAUAAUUCUUGUUCGUCUUUUUCUUCUUCUUCUUCCCCAGUUUAUAAUGGCACCCUGGAUCCAAGACCUUUACCCAUUUGUGCAAUUAUAAUUUGUCUAUAAUUUCCAAAAACAGUUAGAAUUUUAGUCAAGUCUCUUUAGAAUUUUGGCUUUGAUUAGUAGAAGUAUGGUAGAUGGGUUAAGAAAAGAAGGGGAUGUGUAAAUAUAUUUGAUUUCCCUCAUCGAAACGCGAUUGUCAGGACUAAGCAGUUUGUCUGCUGUUUCAUGGACAGUUCGGUCUCAUUGUGAAGGGUACUCUGUUUUUCCUAGGAAAAAGUAGCGCGCACUCACCCCUGCUUUGUCGUUAAAAAUCUUGUUCCUGGACUCUGCUUGAAUCCCUGAUGAAAUUUGAUUUCCAUCCUCUUGUUUUUGGA